Siniperca chuatsi (mandarin fish) is the source of this 2277-nucleotide messenger RNA. Its product is annotated as cytosolic phospholipase A2 gamma-like. Gene Ontology annotation, molecular function: calcium-dependent phospholipid binding; calcium ion binding. The record is from RefSeq and is a predicted model, not a curated record. The coding region runs from base 270 to 2024 and encodes 584 amino acids. NCBI's taxonomy places the organism in Eukaryota, Metazoa, Chordata, Actinopteri, Centrarchiformes, Sinipercidae. Gene Ontology annotation, cellular component: nucleoplasm; nuclear envelope; cytosol. Gene Ontology annotation, biological process: glycerophospholipid catabolic process. The transcript has 14 exons.
UUGCUAACAAGGGGCGGGCAUCCCCCGGCUGUAUCUAAGAUUCCACUGUAUCUGAAGUAGAUAAACUAGCUCCACUUCUUAAUACGACGCGCGUCAGGCCGCGUGACCGUAGCCUCAGCAGCUCCCCCAAAAGAAGAAAAAAAAAAACUAGCAACAUCUGACCAAAGAAAAGUAACUGCAGAGAAGGCAUAAGAAGACAGAACUUUCACUACAACUUGGAUUCACCGGUGCCAUUUCAUUUGACGCUGGAAUUCUUUCCACGCCUCAACAUGCAGACUGGAAACUCAGGUUUUUCUGUCUCCGUGAUUUGCCUCUGGCUGGUGACUUCAGGAGCACUGGCAAAAGCAGCGGGCAACAUGGAGGGAAAUGGAACUGCUCCUGAGAAACCCAUCCGUCAGUCCCAGUCUCUGUGUGCUGGUGAACAGGAGUAUGUUAACAACAGGAAACAAGUAGUUCUGGAGUCACUCAGCAGCCUGGGAAUCAACUGCACUGCAGAUUCGGUUCCCCACAUCGCUCUGUUGGCAUCAGGUGGGGGUCAGAGGGCAGCUGUGGGUCUUGUGGGCUCCCUCUAUCAGAUGGAAAAGGAAGGUCUGGUGGACUCUCUGCUCUACUUGGGAGGAGUUUCUGGAUCAACAUGGUCCAUGUCCUCCCUGUACAGCGAUCCACAGUGGAGCGCAGGCAUGGACAGGGCAGUGUCCAAGCUGUUAGCUCCUGGGGUUGGUCUGGAGGAGGCCCUGGCCUGGUUGGGCGAGAGGGCAAAGGAGGAGCACUUCUCUCUCACUGAUAUCUGGGGGGUCUUGACCUCUGCUGGGAUCAUGAAACAGAUGGACCUACGGCAUCUUUCAGAUGAGGCCAGCAGAAAUUCCACAAACCCUUACCCCAUCUACAGUGCCAUAGAGAAGCACUGCUUUUUAAAUGGGCCCAUAGAAGGAAAAUGGUUCGAGGUGAGCCCUCAUGAGGCUGGUUUUACAGAGUUGGGUCUCUUCAUUGAAACUUCUCUCCUGGGCAGCAAAUUCCAGAGCGGAGAGCUGCUGGAGAAGAAGCCAGAGAUAGACAUGGUCAAACUACAAGGUGUUCUAGGUUGUGCAUUGGCUCAUGAGGAGACUAUCGGAGAGUUCAUUCCUCCCUGGCUGAAUGUGACCGGGCAUGUAGACAGUGCUGUUGAGUACCUGCGUGUAUACAAUGGACUUGAUAAACUAGUAGUGCUGAUCAGAAGCACCAUUAAGGAUCCUACUGCUCUGUCUGAGCUGGACAAGCUGCAGAAAAUACUAGCAGACAAGAUAAAUCAUAAUGAGUCUGCAUGGCUGGAGUCAAAGAGUUUGGAGGAAAGAAAAAAUCUUUCUCGGCAGUGGAGUCUGGAGCUGCUGGCGGCAGUAGAGACCUGGAGCCAAAGUCUGGAGGAUGGAGCUUUUAAAACACAUGUCUCUCUGCUUACAAAGCAGUUUCUUCCCCUGAUUAUAAAAUGGGAGUGGGGAACUACCAGAAACUUCCUCUACCAAUACCAAGAUUCCACCGUUCCACCUUGCCUCCACUCUAACGAAAGAUUCCACCUGAUGGACGCUGGGCUGCUGAUUAACGUAGCCUACCCGUCAUUUCUGGGAGACAAGAGAGACAUCGACCUCAUCAUUGCACCAGAGUACAGCGCUGGAAAUAUGUUUGAGACUCUGACUCUUGCCAGAGACUACGCUGCUGAGGUGAAGAAGCCUUUCCCGGAGAUAGACGACAAAAUCCUGGAGGAGAGGGACUGGCCAAAGGACUGCUACGUGUUUGAGGGAAAAGAGAAGGAGCCCUCGAUCGUUUACAUGCCGCUCUUCAACAGACGCAACUGCAAAGACGCAGAGGAGUUCAAAGCAAAGAUGGAGGAGUUCUCCACCUUCCAGCGUCCCUUCAACCAGGAGAAGAUUGAGUUUGUGUUGGAGACGGCGAAAGCCAACAUGAAGAACAACAAGGAAACUCUUCUGAGGGAGAUUAACAAGGCUGUUCUCCGCCGACAACAAAAAAAAGGAAGCCUGUGCUGCGCUUGAUCGCUGAUUCUUUGUCUUUUCGGUUUGGUGGGAACUAGAAUCUGUGGUUUCAUCACGUUCAGAAGUCAGACACAGACUUCACGGCACAUGAGUGUAAGCUGUCAAAAAGACCCAGCCACAGGAAAACACAGCAUAACACCAACACAGAAUCAUGUAAAGUGACAGCAUGUAAUCAUAUCUGCUGAAAUAAUUGUGUUGUGUUAUACCUUCGGACUGACACUAUAAAUAAAUAUCAGUUAAAUCUGUGACAGUA